ACGAGAUCAGGCUGGGCAGGCGCCUCCUGCGGACGGGAACCGGCAGCCCGGGAGGGCUGGGACUGCAAGCCGGGCGGCCGGCCCGCCGCGCUCCUAGGAGGGUGGGACCGGCAGGAAGCGAAAUGGUUACUUUUUUAAAUGCGGGCUCUGGUUACUUUUGAAGAUCGCCGGCCCCGGGCGCAGAGCGGACACGGGGAUUUUUCUCUCCCCGGUGGAUGGUUCUGGAGAAACGCAGCGCUGGGGCGUGGGGGAUGCGGUGGCCUGGACGAGGCGACUCAAACACGGGGGAGCAGAGUCGGCGGCGCCGGCGGGGACAGAGGGUCUCCGGGGAGCUGAAGGACCUUUUGCCGGGCCCCCGGCCCCGCCACGGCUGGUUAGGGAGCUGCAGCGGCAGCCAUUGUUGAUGUCCUGUGACUGAGAAACCGGCCUUUUCACUUUCUUACUAUGCCUUUGGAGAUGGAGCCCAAAAUGAGCAAACUUGCCUUUGGGUGCCAGAGGAGCUCCACGUCAGAUGACGACUCAGGCUGCGCGUUGGAAGAGUAUGCCUGGGUGCCCCCAGGCCUUCGACCGGAGCAGAUCCAGCUCUAUUUCGCUUGCUUACCAGAGGAAAAGGUUCCUUAUGUUAACAGCCCUGGAGAGAAACAUCGAAUUAAACAGCUAUUGUACCAGUUGCCACCACAUGAUAAUGAGGUGCGGUACUGCCAGUCUCUGAGCGAAGAGGAGAAGAAAGAACUGCAGGUGUUCAGUGCCCAGCGGAAGAAAGAAGCACUUGGAAGAGGAGCGAUCAAGCUUUUGUCCCGAGCAGUGAUGCAUGCCGUGUGCGAGCAGUGUGGGUUGAAGAUAAAUGGAGGUGAAAUUGCAGUGUUUGCCUCCCGCGCGGGCCCUGGAGUGUGUUGGCACCCUUCCUGUUUUGUCUGCUUCACCUGUAACGAGCUGCUGGUCGACCUCAUCUAUUUUUAUCAGGAUGGAAAAAUUCACUGUGGCAGGCACCAUGCUGAACUACUGAAACCACGGUGUUCAGCAUGUGAUGAGAUCAUUUUUGCUGAUGAGUGCACAGAAGCCGAGGGUCGCCACUGGCACAUGAAGCACUUCUGCUGCCUUGAGUGUGAGACAGCCCUGGGAGGACAGAGGUACAUCAUGAAGGAUGGCCGCCCGUUCUGCUGCAGCUGUUUUGAGUCCCUGUACGCGGAGUACUGUGAAGCCUGUGGGGAGCAUAUCGGGGUUGACCAUGCCCAGAUGACGUACGAUGGGCAGCACUGGCAUGCCACAGAAGCCUGCUUUUCUUGUGCCCAGUGUAAAGCUUCUUUGUUGGGGUGUCCCUUCCUUCCCAAACAAGGCCAGAUUUAUUGCUCAAAAACAUGCAGCCUUGGUGAAGACGUCCAUGCGUCUGAUUCUUCCGACUCUGCGUUUCAGUCCGCUCGAUCCAGAGACUCUAGAAGAAGUGUCCGGAUGGGCAAAAGCAGUCGGUCAGCCGAUCAGUGUAGACAGUCUCUUCUCUUGUCCCCUGCUCUGAACUACAAGUUUCCUGGCCUGUCAGGCAAUGCUGAUGACACCCUUUCUCGGAAGUUGGAUGAUCUGAGUCUCUCCAGGCAGGGAGCAAGUUUUGUCAAUGAAGAAUUUUGGAAAGGCAGGGUGGAGCACGAAACCCCAGAAGAGCCUGAAGAAUGGGCCGAGCAUGAAGAUUAUAUGACGCAGCUCCUCCUCAAGUUUGGUGAUAAAAGCCUCUUUCAGCAGCAGCCCAAUGAGAUAGAUAUUCGAGCCAGUGAGCAUUGGAUAUCUGAUAAUAUGGUUAAAAAUAAGACCGAGUUAAAGCAAAAUAACCAGAGCCUUGCAAGUAAAAAAUACCAAUCUGAUAUGUAUUGGGCACAGUCCCAAGAUGGACUGGGUGAUUCUGCUUAUGGCAGCCACCCAGGCCCUGCAAGCAGUAGAAGGCUCCAGGAGUUAGAUCUGGACCACGGGGCUGCAGGAUAUAACCAUGAUCAAACACAGUGGUAUGAAGAUUCCCUGGAGUGUUUGUCAGACUUGAAACCAGAGCAAAGUGUUCGAGAUUCUAUGGAUUCUUUGGCUUUAUCUAAUAUCACAGGGGCUUCAGUGGAUGGAGAAAGCAAGCCGAGACCCUCGUUGUAUUCCCUGCAAAACUUUGAGGAGAUGGAGGGAGAGGAUUGUGAGAAAAUGAGCAAUAUGGGGACUUUGAACUCUUCCAUGCUGCACAGGAGUGCAGAGUCCUUGAAGAGUCUAAGUUCAGAGUUGUGUCCAGAAAAAAUCAGGCCUGAGGAGAAACCGGUGCAUCUGCCUGUGCUUCGAAGAUCCAAGUCUCAGUCCAGACCACAGCAGGUCAAGUUUUCGGAUGAUGUCAUCGACAACGGAAACUAUGACAACAUUGAAAUCCGGCAGCCUCCGAUGAGUGAGAGGACUCGAAGACGGGUCUACCAUUUCGAAGAGAGGGGAUCCAGGUCUCAUCACCAUCGCCGCAGGAGAAGUAGGAAGUCCCGCUCUGACAAUGCUCUGAAUCUUGUUGCAGAAAGAAAAUACUCUCCCAAGGAUAGGCUGCGGCUUUACACCCCUGAUAACUACGAGAAAUUUAUACAGAAUAAAAGUGCCCGGGAGAUCCAAGCAUACAUCCAGAAUGCUGAUCUGUACAGACGGUAUGCCCAUGCCACCUCCGAUUACGCUCUGCAGAACCCGGGAGGGCCUAGGUUUCUAGGACUCUACGGUGAGGACGAUGAUUCUUGGUGUUCCUCCACCUCCUCCUCCUCUGACUCCGAAGAAGAAGGAUAUUUUCUUGGACAACCAAUUCCUCAACCCCGGCCCCAGAGAUACGCCUACUACACAGAUGACCUUUCGAGCCCAACUUCUGUACUCCCCAGUCCUCAGUUUGGUCAGAGGACAACUAAAUCCAAGAAGAAAAAGGGACCCAAGGGCAAAAACUGUAUUAUUUCUUAAUCUAGUAGCUGUGGAGAUCAUGUUUAAACUUUGCCAUUAACCAUCUUGAAGCAUAUCUUUUUUCUUCCGUAGGAAAGUUGCUAAAAUAGUUUAAAGUGCUUUGCCCAUGUAAAUGAGACCCCUGCUGCUGUUUACAGUGUCAGAUUAACAUUGGGAAGGUGUGAUUUCUCCAGUUUGCCCUCCUUGGAUGGUGCCAGUUUGAUGUGACAUGUUGUGCCUGCCAGGUGCAUUACAGCUCUGUGUAGCGGCUUUGGUCUCCAAUCCUCAAGAGAAUCCUCAAGAAACUGUCACGAGGUGAUUGGACGGGGGUGUUGAUUUUAGACAAUGGAGAACUUCCGCCACCUUUGUAAAGCGAUAGUGUUUGUCGUUUGUCUACACCAGGUUGGCCCAGGUCCUGAUCAGUCUGUCUUGUUGUGCGGCAUGCACGUAGUCACACUGACCCAGCCAGUUCUGUGCAUCCCAUCGUGCGAGACCACCUCGUCCCCUUUCAGUUAGCCAGGUAAACAGUGCAUUGUAUUAGCUCCAGCUACAGAUUGAAAAAGACAUUGCUAUUUAUAAUGUAGUAUUCCAUAGACUUAAGUGUAUUCCUAAUUUAACGGUGCAAAUAUUAAUGUACAUAUGUACAGUUCAGAUUUUAAAGCUGAUAUUUUUAUAUCCCUGAAUUGCAAGACGUUUGUUACACUGCAGUGCUAGUUUUGUUGGGGAACCAGAAACAGCAUUUAUGGAUGAAAUGAUUGCUUGUAUUUUAGUCAGGGUUUAUAAGCUUAGAUGGUCAAAUUUAUAUUGCCUAGUGAUGGAGAGUUUAAAUUUUCUGAUUUUUCAAUAUUAAAAAGGCUCUGUAUGCAUGGUGGGGCUAUGUAAAUACUCUUUAAAACUAUGGCCCUCUUAAUCUUACGAGUGCUAUUUAUGGGUCAAGCAAUGUAAACUGUAUAAAUGUAAAAACAAACCCAUACAUAUCCCUGGAAUAUACGGUAAAAACAAGUAGAAGUUGUUUGGGUGAAUGUUUUUUUUCCCCUUUGGGGAUGGUAGGGGGUGCCUUUCCCAUUUUCAACAAAGUGGUGAUUAUUUCCUGGGAAGAGACAAAACUACAAGGAUCUGCUGUGGAGGGCGGAGGAUUCUGUAGAUUUAUUCUUUGAAGAGAGGCUGUCCCUUUUUAUCCCCUCCCUUCCAGCUAAUUUGUUGGCCUUGAACAGCAAUUUUUGAAAACUGGGCCUUCGGGUUAUGUUUUUCUUUUAAAAUCUUCAGAGAAUGCCGUGCCACUGACUGCUUCAAGUUUAUGAGGUUCUAUUUCAAGGGCAAAUUAUCUUGGAGUUGAACUGAUGAGCUGAUACUUUGUUAUGUGCCAUUCUUGCACAUAUGAUUCAGUCCUAACUGAGGUCCUAGUGGUAUCUUGGACCUUGAGGAAGUUAUUUAAUAAAUGCUUAAUAAAUAACAAACUACCUUUUCUGAACAGAUCUUUGCAAACAUAUCCAGGUAACUUCCAUUUUGCUCCUCUGCUCUGGCAUGAUUUCUUUUGCCUUUCUUCUACCAUUAACAGGCCGUGGCUGACUCCUGCAUAUCUAUCCCCUGCCCCUACUAAUAGGUGUGAAACAGGACCUGAGGCACAGAGACAGACUUGUCCAUCUUUACUGGAAUGGGGAAAAGCUGUUAGGCCUCGGGGGAGGGGGAUAUGAAUCCAAUAGGUAAGCCAGCGGUCUAGCAUCCCCUACACCCAUCCCUGACUAGGGCAAGGCUUUGUAGCUGUGCUCCUGGAGAAGCACACAACCGGGGCGCGGGGAGAGCGCCUUACUCCACAAUAUAUCAUUAUUUCCCUGGUCUGGUUCAUUUUGAAAAACAUAGCAGUGAAAAGGAAAUGCGUGCAUCUGGUUAAAAAAAAAAAAAAAAGAAAAACUCAGAGACAGUGGAGUGUCUCCUUUCCACUCUUCAUCCCUAGUCCCUCACAUCCCUUUCCAGAAAUAACCACUAUUAGUCAUUUCUAGUGUGUCCUUCAGAUGUUCAAAGCACUAUAUAUAAAUAAAUAUCUCUUUUAAAAUGGUAGCAAAGUAUACAGGCUUAGAUUUGCUUUUUUCACUUUAUAUGUGGACAUUCCAUGUUAGCACAAAUAGGUCUACCUCAGUUUUUCAAUGAUGGCAUAGUAAAUACACUGUAACUGACUUAACCAGCACCUUAGUGAUGGACUUGAACUCCGCAUAGAUACCUUAUCCUGCACUGGCACAUCUGCACAUAAAUUCUGAGCAGCAUCAUUCCUGGGACAGAAGUUACGUAUUUAAAAUUUGGAUGGAUAUCACCAAUUUUCCUCCAAAAGUAAUCUGCCUGAUUAACAUUUACACUAACAAUGUAGGAGAGUGCUUGUUCCAUUACAAUCUCACAGAACAUGCUAGCAGAUAUCUCCCUUUUAAAGAACUUCUCAGAACCUAUGCCACAAACAGUGGUUAUCCUUUUGAAAAGACUGAUGUGUUUGGUGAGAUGUUGCUUAUACAAGAUGAAUCAUAAAUAGUAAACAGUAAUACACAGCCUGGAGAAAUGGUGGUGGAAGCGGAAGUCACCGUCCUUGGUAGUUUUUAAGUCAUUGUCAAAAGAUUAGUUCCUUUUGCUUCUGGCAACAGUCUCCCUAUUCAUCUUUUCAUUUCCUUAUGUAAGGGUUAUAUAGAUUAUGCUAAAGGCUUAAGGAAAUGCAGAAAUAUUUACUCAUGAUGAUAACGUAACCUUUAAAGCUUCUGAGUCUUAGUAGCAAAGAAAGGACUAGCUGCGCAGAAACCACUGCCUUGCACUUCUGUCAAGAAUUAGGUGAGAACAGUAAGCAUGCAGUCACUAACAGGUAUUCACAGAUUCAGUUAACGAGAGUGCAAAGUAUCUGGUCAGGUCCCAAGAUAAAUAUCCAAUGUUAAAACACUGUCUCUAACCUCUACAUGUGUGAGGCAGAACGCUACUUGUGUUUUUCUGCACUUCAGAGCAAACUGGAGAACAUUUUGCUUACAGCCCAUGAAGGGGCACUGAUAAAAUGUCAACGGGGACUCCUUUCAGCCCCCAUUAAAAGAACAUAAUUCAUUU
Zalophus californianus (California sea lion) is the source of this 5994-nucleotide messenger RNA. RefSeq names its product prickle planar cell polarity protein 1 (gene PRICKLE1). The transcript is spliced from 8 exons. The record is from RefSeq and is a predicted model, not a curated record. Lineage: Eukaryota; Metazoa; Chordata; Mammalia; Carnivora; Otariidae. Gene Ontology annotation, molecular function: zinc ion binding. Bases 445 to 2943 code for a protein of 832 amino acids.